AUGCCUGCGGAAGCCAGCACAAAUAUAGUAGUGGAAACUAUCACUGUAACUGCCACUGUUGUUGGAGAACCAAAUUCGGGCUCUAGCUCUAAGUCAAGUGUGGUAGUAGAGCCAACAUCCGCAAAUGAGGCUUCGACUAUUUCACCUUCAAUUUUUUCCGUUUCGAGCUUGAAUGCGUCUUAUACCACACUUUUAUCAUCAACCGAAACGGGAUCGUUGGUAACCUCUUCCAAUUCAGCAUCAGAAACGAUUCUCACUCUCCUAACACCCACAUCAUCAUCUCUUCCAUACACAUCCUCUACCAUCACAUCUCAGCCGCUCUCGAACUUCUCCUCAACCUCUACUUCCCUCCCCGUCUCUUCCUCAUCAUCCAGCCCCAGAUUUCCCGUCUCUCCUCUCGUCACCACAUGUAACACCACAGCCGUUUGCCGCCAGAAUCAACAUUGCUCCUCAGACAAAACGUGCUUAUGUCAACCAUCUUUAAGCGGCACAGGCUACUGCAUGGCUGAUACACCCUGCUCUGCUCUCUCUUCUUGCGCCACUGAUUCCGACUGUGGCUCCGGUUCUGCCUGUAUGAGAACUUGCUGCUCUGAAAAUAAAUGUCUUUCAUUAUUGGGUUUAUGUCAGAAUCCUGAUACUGCAACCGUUAUCUUUGGAAGGGAUGAGGAGGGGAACAAUAGGCAUGGAAUGGCUGGGGACGUGGCAGAGGAGGAAGAAGAGUGGACGAAUAGGGGACCGUGGGCUAAAAGAUUGGGAAGGAUGUAA
Molecule: messenger RNA, 765 nt
Organism: Sclerotinia sclerotiorum 1980 UF-70
Lineage: Eukaryota; Fungi; Ascomycota; Leotiomycetes; Helotiales; Sclerotiniaceae
Exons: 5
Coding region: 1-765 (254 amino acids)
Source: RefSeq, a predicted model, not a curated record